AAACCUCAGUAAUCAGACGGUCUGGAGGUGUGGAAAUAGAGAAGACACCUACUUGUGGGGAACAAAAUGAAUCCCUGUUCUUCAGGGGGAUUGGACUGAGCUUUUGAGCCUAAAGUUCUGCAGGAAAGAGGGAAACAUGUGAUUUUUCUAAACAUUUUUUUAAAUCCCUGACAUUUCUUCAAAGUGAGCAUGGAGAAGCUUUGGAGCAGCUGGAGGGGCCAGACGGUGAGGUGGAGGUGGCUGAGGAGCUCCUUGCUUCUGUCUUUAUUUACUGGGGGUAGUGACGGCCAAUGCGAAGGUUGCAUCGAAUACUGCUGUGACGGAUCUCCUCCUUUCUGCUGCUCCUACUACGCCUACGUGGGGGACGUCCUCUCGGGCACCGCCAUCUCCGGCAUCGUGUUCGGUGUGGUGUUUCUGAUGGGGGCGGUGGCCGCCUUGUUCCUGUGCAUGUGCAUGUGCAUGAAGAACGGACGAGGCGCGCGGGUCGGCGUCUUCAACACCUCUUACAUCAACACUGUGACACAGAGCUACCCAGGUCCUCCACCUCCUUACACCUAUGACUACGAGAUGCACCCGCCAUCACUCCGUCCUCCACCCUACACCCCAGCACAACCUCAGCCAGGCGACUGCUCCCCGCCACCUCCUUAUCCCGGCUGCAAGUGAACCCCCCCUCAGUGUGGAUGGAGCGUCUGGGCCUGCAGACCUGCAGACGAUCAGUGCCAUCCUCCCAAAGCGCUUCAGUGCCACGGCGUUCCUGCUGCUACCAGAGUGAGCAUAUGUGACAAAAAUGUGGGUCAGGACGGCUGAAGAACAGGACAUCACGUCUGAUAGAAUUAACUGCUGGCAGCCCGGCUUGCCUGCAGCUGGUACUUUCUGCUCACUAAUACCCUAAUGUGGCUGUCUGUGCACCACUUUGAAGGUGAGACUUACUUCUGUCAGGGUGGAAGGAGGGAAAAAUAAUAUCCCAACAAGAGUUUUGAGGACAGUGCAUUUUUUCACUAAAGGAAAUUGCCUCCGAUUAAAGCCAUUUUGAACAGGUUCAAAGAUGGUGUAGUGACUUAAAAAGGCUGGAAUGAUGGUACAAAACUGCCUUAAACGAGAUGUGAUUUAAUUAUUUUUUUUUUAAUUCAAAUGUUUGACCUUACUGUGUGUAAACUGUGAAUUUCUGGGGUUUAACUGUAGAAAGAUGAGGGAAAUAUGUAAUACCUGUAGUGUAAAUGUUUUUUAAAUAUUUUUUUUCUUUUUUAUUCUCUUGUUUGGACCAAUAAAACAAAAUAUGAGAACGUU
This is a messenger RNA of Oryzias latipes (Japanese medaka), 1287 nucleotides long. RefSeq names its product cysteine/tyrosine-rich 1 (gene cyyr1). The record is from RefSeq and is a predicted model, not a curated record. NCBI's taxonomy places the organism in Eukaryota, Metazoa, Chordata, Actinopteri, Beloniformes, Adrianichthyidae.